Messenger RNA from Python bivittatus (Burmese python), 2856 nucleotides. NCBI's taxonomy places the organism in Eukaryota, Metazoa, Chordata, Lepidosauria, Squamata, Pythonidae. The record is from RefSeq and is a predicted model, not a curated record.
AUUUAGCCUUCCCCAACCUGGUGUCCUCUAGAUAGGCUAGGAUGUUUGGGUUCCACGCAUCUAGAUCUUAUCAGGCUGGGAAAAGAUGCUUUAUAAACAAACUAAGCAUAUGAACUAAAAGCUUGCUUUAAAAACGAAGUCUUUUUGAAAAAGCCUGUAGACAAAAAUAAAUUUCAGAGAUUUUAAUAGCAUUAUAACGUAUCUCUUAGCGUCUGUUCUUCUCCCCAGUGUUAAGCUUAGAACCAGUUGACGUAAUUAUGGGUACGGAACCAUGGAAGUGUUCCAUAACAAGUGUAACAUGCUAGCUUCCUAAAACAGAUGAACUGACCAAUCAGCUACUAAAGAGCAUACGUCCCGGGCUUCCGGCUGCACCUUUCCCAGCCGGACAAUAUCCUUCCUGUCCACUGAUCGAAGGAGUUUCCAGCCAGUUGCGUUCCGUUUGCAAUGGACUUCGACUCCGGUCCCAUCAUCCCCAAUUUAUGGGAGAUUAAGUCAAACGAAUCUGGAAGACAUUCGCUAGGGGAAGACUAAUCAACGUUCAGGCGAAUAAGCACGUUUAGGCGACCAUAACCAGUAGAGUCGUUGCUUGCUCCGCGGAUCCAACCACGUUCCAUUUACGGCGACUCUAAUUCCCAACAUACUCACAUGUGUCCCUCGGCGCAUUGUAUCCUGGGAAAUGUGGUCUCCGAAUUGAUCCUGAACUAUGGGGCGCACUGCGCAUCUGCAAACUUUCGUGGUGUCCUUGCCCUACGGGGCUGUUCUGUGAUUUGCGGAAAAUGUGGGUGUCCUAGCAACUAGCCCAGCCAGCAGCUACUGAUGAUUCCAGUGCCCCCUUAUAAGAAGCGGCCGCAAGGAGCUAAAGGGAGUCCAUCUGGUCGCUGCCUGGAGCUAGGGAAAGUAGCAGAGGCGCCCUUUCGAAUUGCUGUUGCCGCUCGGCGCCUUGUUCCAGGAUUUCAGCCUUGACAGAAGCCCGGGAACGCCUCUCCCUAGUUCCCCUUGGUCGCGCCUGCCAGCUGCCCCCAUUGGAACUGCCCCUGAGAUUUUAGGACCGUGCCGUGGGAAAGAGUGGGGAGGCGAGACCCCUCUGCAACCCACACCUCACGGGCCGAAGGAUGCUUGAAUCUAUUCGUGUCACUGAAAAGCUUCACUGGCCAGAGCAAGAGCUCUCCAAGAAGUCCAUCCUGAAGCCUGAAGAACAGAAAUUCCUUUGUAAGAAUGAAACCAGAAGCAUUAAGUCCUGCAUCCUUAAGGAUAACUUCACCACAGGGACGAGCAGCUACAAUGUUUUGCUGCAGAGCAAAGAGGAAAAAAAACACCAAAAACAUUCAUCAGCCCACCACAGAAGACUUCGGAAGUCCAUCAAACCCACUCAUGGCUUACGCAGCAGUGAACGCCACAAGGUUAAGUCACCGCUGCUCAUCCCCCCAAAUGGGUGGUACUGUUUCAAAAGGCAGCCCUCCUUCUUUAUCUCCAGCUCGCUCCAUAAUGGGAUUAAGUUAGCCCACAGUAUUUCAGUGACAGGCAGCAGCAUUGGAUUGUCAACUCCGUCCAAGAACAAAUCAAAAAGGCAUUUUUCCUUCAGCCUAGGAAAGCCCAAACCAUUGCAAGCAUCUAAAAGCUGCUUAAAAGAAGGAGAUGCCGCUGGUCGAAAGUUCUGUAUCCUCACUGCCAUCAAGCCUUCCAAUGUGGAGAAGGAGAAGAUAAAGUUCUUCAAAUCAGAUUUUACCUGUAACCCACAGUUUGAAUAUGCAAGUUCUGCCCUACCCAGUGUACUUGAAAAGCACAGCCAAGCAUCCAACUUAUUCCUUAAGCAGGCCAUCAGAAUUAUGGAACUCACUUUGCAAAAAUAUGGAAGCUAUGAAAAUUUUGAGCAGUCUACUGGAGGAAGCCUGCUGCCCAGGAGUCGCAUCUGGAAUCAUGUCCGAAAGUAUAUGGCGAAAGAAGGCUGCCUCGGCGAGAUUGUGGUUCACCUUUCGGAAGACUUGCUUUCUCGGGCCUCGAUGACUGUGGUGAAUGGCCGUCCAACUCUUACCAUCAAUAUUUCCACUGCAAGGGAACAUUGGCUAGAAGGGAUGCUCAGGCAUGAAAUAGGAACUCAUUAUCUUAGGGGCAUUAACAACAACAGCCAAUUAUGGAACAACUGGAGCGGGCGCCGAAAGCAUGGGUUAAAGCCCAUCAACCCCACCGAGGAAGGCCUGGCCAGUAUUCACAGUGUUUUGUUUCGAAAAGAUCCUUUCCUGUGGCGGGCUGCCCUUCUGUAUUACACCGUCUACCAAGCCAGCCAAAUGUCCUUCACAGAGCUCUUUCAGGACAUUGGGAGAUUUGUCAUGGACCCCAGUACUAGGUGGGAUUAUUGUGUUCGAGCCAAGAGGGGCUGGACCGAUACUUCAAAACCAGGGUGCUUUAGUAAAGAUCAGGUCUACUUGGAUGGCAUCCUACGAAUUCUGAGAUACCGACACUCUAUUGAUUUCUACUUAUUGACAGCCCUAGGAAAGGUUUCAUAUGAGGAUGUGGAUCGCCUGAAGGAUUUAGGAAUGACUGAAAACAUGAGGGUGCCACAUUUUUUGCAAGACUAUUCUCGGUACAUGGAACAUCUAGAAAAGAUUAUGGAAGUCAAUGAGAUAUCCGACACUGAACUCCAAGCUCUUAUGCCCUAAGCCAGCCCAUCUUUAUGUUUUACGUAUAUCAGAGCUGAAAUGUAGAGUGACCUAACUCACAGAAGUGGAUUAACUAAACUUAUUUUUGAUGUCUGGCAAAACCCAUAUUUUUGGACCUGCUUCUCUGUUUUUUAAGACUGAAAAACUCUGGCUACAAUUCUGGAGUUCAUUGCCUUCCAAAGAAAGAAAAAAAAUCCAC